This is a messenger RNA of Sinocyclocheilus anshuiensis, 442 nucleotides long. RefSeq names its product transcription activator BRG1-like. The record is from RefSeq and is a predicted model, not a curated record. The coding region runs from base 17 to 304 and encodes 95 amino acids. NCBI's taxonomy places the organism in Eukaryota, Metazoa, Chordata, Actinopteri, Cypriniformes, Cyprinidae. Gene Ontology annotation, molecular function: protein binding. The transcript has 3 exons.
GGAUGAGACGAGUCAGAUGAGUGAUCUUCCAGUGAAGGUGAUCCAUGUGGACAGUGGGAAGAUUCUGACCGGAGUGGACGCUCCUAAAGCUGGACAGCUGGACACGUGGCUGGAGAUGAACCCUGGUUACGAGGUCGCUCCGCGCUCGGACAGCGAGGAUUCUGGGUCGGAAGAGGACGAGGAAGAGGAAGAGGAACCUCCUCAGCUGCUGGCGUCACAAACUCCCACAGAAGAGAAGAAGAAGAUUCCCGACCCGGACAGUGAGGACGUGUCUGAAGUAGACGCCCGUCACAUUAUAGAGUAGGACACACUCACACAUCUGACACACAUCUGUUGCAGCUGGAGCAUCACUGCAAUCAGCAGCGUUUACAGGCUCUUCAUACACUCUCAGUGCUGCAGUCUGAACCUGUGUGUGUGUGUGUAUUUGAGAGUGUGAGUGUGU